UCACUGCGCCGAGCUGGGAGAGUGACCGUAAGUGUCCCAACCUCGCAUCUUGCCGGCGUGACUUUCAGAGGCGAGUGACACAGUGACACCUGAAGGAUGGUGAUCACCUCGCCCACAUUGUUCGCGCGGGCCCGGGGAGGAGACAGGUUCUGGAAGAGGAGGCGAGUGGUGUCGCUGUCUGCGCAUUUCUAUGGUCGCAAGCGGAACUGCUACACCAUUGCAAUCAAAUAUGUUAAUCGAGCUUUGCGGUACAAUACCUUGGCAAGAAGACUGAGGAAAAGCGAUGUCAGAGAAUUGUGGACCACACGUAUUAGUGCUGCCUGCACAGAGCUGGGUACCAAAUAUCCAGACAUGAAAAUCAUGAUGGAUGACAGCAGCAUUGCCUUGAACAGAAACAUGUUGCAAAACUUGGCCAUAUGGGAGCCACGAUCUUUUAGGGCCCUUGCACUGCUCACCAAGAGCAGGCAGGAAGUAGGUCUGAAUUCCCUUGAAGGUCCUAGCCCAGCAGGUGUGGUCACCCGGGGCAUGCUAUGAAGUGUUUCCCCACUAGAGUGACCAUAUGCUAGUGCUGAGAGAUGUAUUUUACAAGCUAAAUGUAGAAAGAUGUACAGGUUUUACUAUCCUUUUCAUAAAGGAUUAUAUUUGUAGAUGAGAGUAUAUGAAAAGAUUGUAUUUAUGUAUGUGUAUGAUGAAUUACUUUUAUGCCUUUGUGAAAUAGAUCUCAACUAGAAUGCACAAAUAGUUAUUUUGCUUAAUCAACAUUUCAUGAUUUUCAGAAAGAAAAUGCACAUGGCAGUUGUUAUAUUUAUGCCUAACCAGAGAUUAUACAUUUCUUCAUGCAUUUUCUUCCUGAAAGCUUUAGUAUUGUUGACUUGAGAAUGGGUAUUUUUCUUUUCUUAAAACUCUUAUAAUAGCACUUGUUCAUUGAGGAAUUUUAUGUUUUCUGUAAUAACAAUUUCAUUUUUCUGAUCAACAAUUCAUACGCUCUGGAUUAUAUUGUAUUUUCAGUUAAAUCUUUAUACUUAUAAAAGGACUUCUUCCAUAAAAUAUUAAGUGUUUGCAUGAUACAAAAGAAAUCUGAGCACUCAUAUUGCUGAUUGUUGGAAAACGGGGAAAAGCUCAUCAGUCCUUGUGAGCGCCCGCACAUGUAUUUCCAGACCACAGGUGCAACUGUUGUGAGAAUCUUGACUGGAUUGGUACUGCUUGGCUUUCCCUGAGCAUGAAAAUUUAAGGAUUGCCCAAUACUGUCACACCAUAAUGUUCACAUUCCUCUAGUUCAUAAAUAUCUAGUUCUCUAGUUCAUAAAUAUCAGAUCUGGAAGUAAUAUUUCUUAGUGGCUUCUGUAGAAAAUCUUUACAUUCUAGGUGCCAUAAACCAUUUCAAGAAACUCAAAUCUACAACUGUACAUUUUAUUUGUGUAUAUUUCAUUUAUAAUAAAUAAUUCCUAGAACAA
Scylla paramamosain (green mud crab) is the source of this 1453-nucleotide messenger RNA. It is a transcript of the gene mRpL20, whose product is annotated as large ribosomal subunit protein bL20m-like. Gene Ontology annotation, biological process: translation; ribosomal large subunit assembly. The transcript has 5 exons. The record is from RefSeq and is a predicted model, not a curated record. The coding region runs from base 97 to 534 and encodes 145 amino acids. Gene Ontology annotation, cellular component: mitochondrial ribosome. Lineage: Eukaryota; Metazoa; Arthropoda; Malacostraca; Decapoda; Portunidae. Gene Ontology annotation, molecular function: rRNA binding; structural constituent of ribosome.